Antrostomus carolinensis (chuck-will's-widow) is the source of this 611-nucleotide messenger RNA. It is a transcript of the gene RPL19, whose product is annotated as ribosomal protein L19. Gene Ontology annotation, biological process: translation. Bases 1 to 540 code for a protein of 179 amino acids. Lineage: Eukaryota; Metazoa; Chordata; Aves; Caprimulgiformes; Caprimulgidae. The record is from RefSeq and is a predicted model, not a curated record. Gene Ontology annotation, molecular function: structural constituent of ribosome; RNA binding. The transcript has 5 exons. Gene Ontology annotation, cellular component: cytosolic large ribosomal subunit; ribosome.
AUGAGUCUGUCAGUGGGAUUUACAAAGUUCCCCCCUCACACUGAUGAGAACGUGGUGCCUGGUCAGCAGAUCAGGAAAUUGAUUAAGGAUGGUCUGAUCAUCCGCAAACCCGUCACCGUUCACUCUCGUGCCCGAUGCAGGAAGAACACCUUGGCCCGCCGGAAGGGCAGGCACAUGGGCAUCGGUAAGAGAAAGGGCACAGCCAAUGCUCGGAUGCCCGAGAAGGUGACCUGGAUGAGGAGGAUGCGGAUUCUGAGGCGCCUGCUCCGUCGAUACAGGGAGUCCAAGAAGAUUGACCGUCAUAUGUAUCACAGCCUGUACCUGAAGGUCAAGGGGAACGUCUUCAAGAACAAGCGGAUCCUGAUGGAGCACAUCCACAAGCUCAAGGCAGAUAAAGCUCGCAAGAAGCUCUUGGCUGACCAGGCUGAAGCUCGCAGAUCCAAGACCAAGGAGGCUCGUAAGCGCCGUGAGGAGCGUCUGCAAGCCAAGAAGGAGGAGAUCAUCAAGACCCUCUCCAAGGAGGAGGAGACCAAGAAGUAAACAUCACUGUCUUGUGUACAGAGUGUUUUCCAUCCAGGAGCAUUCAAUAAACGCACCCAGGACUCCUCCCA